AUGAAUCGGCAAAUCCCAGAGGGCCGUCCAGGCACGUCGCCUGAGAGUCAACGCCCAGAGGAGAUCACUGGGCUCCUCGGCGUUUUCACUCAAACCCUCCUCCCCAGUCCCGUGAUACAGUGGAUACUUCCGGCAAGACUCCGGAAUAAGAAUCACAAUGAUGUUGUCUUUGUGGGUCAAAGACGAAUCCAAAUCAAAGAGGCUUCUGUGGGUGGCUAUCUUGAAGAUGUGCUCGAAAAACCCGACUUCACCGGCUCCAUCGUUGGAGCUAAAGUCCUCAAUGUCAGUACCCAUCUAUCCUGGGGCUCUCAGCUGCAAACUCAAGAUCCUUCUGCGAGGCAUUAUAUCACUCCAGAAGUCCUCGACACGCUGCCUUCUCAAAUUCUUGUUCUCUCACUGGACAUGAAGCAGCUUGUCUUCCUAUGCUGUUCGCCUUCUUCGCCGAACGAGUUUAUCACGUUCCGUCGACCGUUGCCUGUUGAUGUCAAUCUACCCGAGAAAUUUGGAAAGCACAUUGCUGUUGAUCCAAAGUCUCGCGCUAUCGCAAUCAGUGCCUCGAACAACUAUUUUGGGCUUUUGCGGCUCAAAAAGUCUCGAGAAAUCCAACUCCAGCUGGCUCAGGGCCGUUUGGAUCCGAUCCAAAAAGAAACUUUCUAUCGAUGUGAAGGAAUCAUCAUGUUCAUGGAGUUCCUCUAUCCUAAAAGCGUGGAAGACAAGAAAAUUAUCCUGCUCAUCAUUCUGGCCAAGAAGGGGGCUACAUAUGGCUCGGUCUACGAAUGGCAGGAGGACCAGGACCCUACUACAAGUCCCCCACAACACUCCGAGUUCAAGCUCCUCAGACCAGACAGAAUGCCAACCAUGAUUGUACCACUGACCAAGGAAUCAUCCUUCUUGGUCACUACCACGACGGGCAUGGCUGUGUAUUCUUUGAAAAAUUAUGUUCGGCCCACGCGAUAUCCCCUGAUUGCCCCCAACACCGAAGUGUCGGAGGCACCUCUAUGGACUCGCUGGGCGAGGCCUGCGCGCAACUGGCUUUAUAGCCAGAAAUACGAUGGGCUUUACCUUUGUCGCGAGGACGGCUGGAUCUACCUUCUCGAGUUUAGCAACGAGGGCGAACUCGAACUCACAACCAGCCUGGGCCAGCUUCAUUGCAAUGUCGACUUGGCAUUCGAUGCUCUUGAUAUGGGCCAUGAAGGUGGCGACUUCAUCCUGGCGGCAGGCAGUAUGGGUGACGGUGGGCUCUACAAAUUGGAGGCAAGGGACCAACCCAAAUGCGAACAACGAUUCCUAAACUGGGCUCCAAUCACCGAUGCGGUCAUGAUACGAUCGGAUGCCAAACGUGCGCCGCACCAGCAGGUCUCUCGAGAUCGUUUAUUCGUCUGCUCUGCAUCUUCUUCCUCCCAUGGUGCACUCCACGAACUUCGAUAUGGCAUUGAGGCUCAAAUUGGAUUUGCGGUUCCUCUUGAACACUUGGCGGGCAUUCGAAACCUGUGGGCAAUUAGCGACGACAUCAAUGGCGGCGUCUACGUUCUCAUUACCGAUCCUAUGUUCACUUUACUUCUCUAUUUGGAUCCGGCAGAAGGCAUCGAUGCCCUUGACGAGAAUGAGACGGGCCUGGAUACUGCGCAGACGCUGGCGGCUGGUUCCACUUCUGAAGGUGUACUUGUCCAAGUCACUGAGAAUGCGACACAUCUGUUUGUGCCUCGAAAUCUAUCAUUGAAUACCCGGUUCCCGCACGAACCUGGCACUUCUAUCCUUGCGGUCGAUGUCGACGGUCCGAAUUCGUCCCUGGUCACUGCGGUACGACAGGAUGUCGGGCUGAGCCUUUAUUUUUCCAAUGUCAUUGUGAAAGAUGAUGGAGUCCGUCUAAAUGUUGGUCCGCCGUUAAAGAUCGACUUUGAACCCAUUUGCGUAUCUCUUGAAAGGUUUGGGGAUAUGACUUUUGUCUUUGUGGGCUGUGGAAGUGGUACAUUAAGAGUCUUCCGCGUUGAAAAUGGAGUUAUCACCUACUUUUGCAAGGCGACGGUCAACGUGGGCGACAGUGAUGAAAUCUCGCGGGCUAUCGACAGCCUUGCCGCCAUUCGCGUCACCUUGAACGGCACCCUGCAUGCUUUCCUGCUCUGUGGUCUGCGAAGUGGAAUUCUUGUUCCAUUCGAAGUUGACUUUGAGGGUUCUUCCUUGAUCAAUCUAGUCCAACAAGAACCAAAACGCAUUGGAACCACGUCUGUGUGGGUCCAGAGCAAGGAUGCGUUUGCGCUGCUCGUGUGUGGAGACGAUCUGUGGCGGGUUUCAUAUCCCCUCGACGGACUUCCAUGGGGCUGCAUUUUACAACGAGUAUGGAUCACUGAUCAAAACAAUCCCGCGUACUUCCCCAUUAAGCUCCAUGGCUGCGGGCUCCUCAACCCGCAAACUACAGCGUCAGGGAGCCCCUCGGGACCUCUUUUCUGCUUCGCAGACCGACAGCUUCUGGUUUGUGCUUUGGACAAGGACCCUAAAAUGGUUCCUCGACGCAUUGGUUUGCCUGGAACUGCCACCAGGCUGACUUAUUCAGAACAUCUUCAAAAUCUCCUUGUAUCCUACAGCAUAAGUGAAAUCGAGGAUCCUUUGGCCCCAAACCAUAUCACAACACGGUCGUAUCUUGAAUGCGUCGACCCUGACUCACAGCAUGCUGUCGUUCAUCGAGGAGAAUCGGAUUCAAUGCUUCCCAAAAAUCCGCAGAGCUCCCAAGGCGAGACCAUUAGUUCCAUUUUGGACUGGGUAUUCGAGAAAAAUGGUCAAAAAUAUCAUCUCAUCGUGCUGGGCACCUCCCUCCCAGCGUUGGAUCCACGGGGUCCUCUCAUGGGUCGGGUCAUCAUCUUGCAUGCGAAUCGUGAUCCAUCCGAUCCCUCCCGUGUGAAUUUCACGACUAGACAUGUGCAAACCGUGUCCGGUCCUGUACGUGCAAUUGCGCCUUUCCGUGACAGUCUGAUUAUCGGUGCAGGGAACAUGCUAUUCCCGGUGACAUCCCGCAGUGCGGAGACCAGAUGGACUCGCGACACCGCAAAGAAGCUUCCCUCGGUAGCGGUAGCGAUCACAGUCUAUGGGCCAUUUAUCUUCGUGACCACUGCACGGCAUGGAUUCAUGAUCUUCGAAGCGGUUGAUGGCACACUGAAAACCCGCGAAUGGGACCGAGUGCAGCGUGAUGGCGUGUGCCAUUAUAUUUGCCCAGGUAGUACUCCUCUGGCGUUCAUGGGCAGCCGUGGCGGAAGUGUCCGCGUCUCCAAACUCGGGAGAGAUCCUGAUACCUGGGGCCCUGUUUCGCAUCCCGCAGAGAUCCGCCUCUCGGACACGAUCAUCCGCUUCGUUCUCGACUCCAUGAACGAGCUCACGCCAACGACACCCUGGCAGCGAGGAUCCUCAAUGUUCGGCUUUGCCCUCAAUGGCGCAGUGUACAGAUUCUCCCUGCUGAGGAAGAAUGAGCUACAGCUUCUCUGGCUGUUGCAGAACAUGUGCCUCAAGGACCCAGUCAUCUGCCCCUCUGCACUUGGACGCGAGAGGCGCUUGAAUCCUCUGUGGAGAGAGCCUCGAGGCGACAACUGCCACAUAGAUGGCGACAUUCUUGCCCGUCUUGCUCAGCGUGACCCUGAAUACCUUGAGCAGAUGAUUAUGAAGCUUGAUGCUGGCCGUGAGACUGAAUUCUUCGGCCCUCAUAUCCGUGAACUGGCCACUGAGGUGCUGGGAGAGUCGUGGAAUUAUGUCCGAUACAUUAUUCAUUGGCUUCGUACACUGCUACAGGUGCAGAUUUGA
Messenger RNA from Penicillium cinerascens, 3786 nucleotides. It is a transcript of the gene thtA, whose product is annotated as protein thtA. Gene Ontology annotation, biological process: mRNA splicing, via spliceosome. Bases 1 to 3786 code for a protein of 1261 amino acids. The transcript has 5 exons. The record is from RefSeq and is a predicted model, not a curated record. Gene Ontology annotation, molecular function: U2 snRNA binding; protein binding. Gene Ontology annotation, cellular component: U2 snRNP; nucleus. Lineage: Eukaryota; Fungi; Ascomycota; Eurotiomycetes; Eurotiales; Aspergillaceae.